CUUGCUAAUUAGUCUGCGUUGAUAUUCCCGUGCUGAGGGUUUGCUAGCGGCCCGGCGAAACGGAUUAAUUUAGCGGAUCACCCUUAACUCAAGUUAGCCCUUCUCGUUGAUCUAAGAAUACCUCCAAUGAUACGAAUUCAUACUGGACUGCAUUCCGGUGUUGGCAAAAGCCACUCGAUCAGUGGUCGUCCCCGUCAUGGUUUGCGUGUAAGCAGACCUAUUCGUCAGCCUCGCCUGGGUGUGUGCGCCUUCAAAGACUGGUUCAGUGGUCUAGUUCAGCAACACAAGGAAGUGGCACAGCCGCCGCAGCCGGUUUCGCAGACCGCCACCAUUCCGGAGCAGUUGCUCCCAUCGCAAUCCCAAGCGCAGCCCCAGGCGCAGACCGCACCGUCGAAACUUCCGCCGAAGCGGGAUUUUCUUGAGGCUCGACAGGUGUCCCUGUUCCAACUGUUCGACUCGUCCGAUUACAAGUUCGACAUUCCAACCUACCAACGGCCGUACGCGUGGCGCACCAAGCAGAUAUACGAGCUGCUGCAGGACUUUAAAAAGGCGUACGACUCACGGCAGGAGUACUUCUUGGGUGCCAUUGUAGCCACGCGAGCUGCGGAUGGUGCUGAUGUGCCGUACCAGCUGAUAGACGGUCAGCAGCGGUUGACCAGCCUGGUGCUGCUGCUGGCCUUCCUGCAUGGCUGGGCUCGGCACCAGGGCAAUGAUGGGCUGGAGGGCCGCAUCCGGAGGAUGCUGUACUUGGAGGCUGAUCCCCUGGAGCUGGGGAGCAAUGGAAGGUACCGUCUCCGUCUUCGAGAUUCUGACGACCAGUUCUUCCGUGAGAAUAUUCUAGACGCCUUCCUCCCGCAGCGGUACCGCCUGACGGGUCUGGCGGCAGCGGCGACCACAGCUGCUGGCGGCGGCGACGACGGCUCGGAUGCAGCUGAUGCCGUCGGCUUCGACGGUGACGGCGACACCGAGGUUAAGCCAUUGGAGAAUGAAACCUGGUGGCGGUUGUACGACAAUGCGACGUUUCUUCGGAGCCAGUUGGAUAAGAUGGUCUCGGAGGGGCUCAAUCUGCAGGACUUUGCCUUCCACGUGCUACGCAACUGCUUUGUGGUGAUGAUGGUGGCCCGGGAUGAAGGCGCCUCCUUCCGCAUCUUCUCCACCCUGAACGGCAGGGGUAUGGACCUGUCCGUUGUGGACAAGCUCAAGGCUGACCUGCUGGCCGGGGAUUUGAGCCCCGUGGAGCGCUCCCAUUUCGCCGAUGCCUGGGCUGAGAUGGAGUCCGUGCUGGGUCGCGCCUCGUUCCACCGGGUGUUUGACCACAUGCGGGAGCUGGCGGCCGUGAGCGACCCGCAGGUCAGGGAGACGUCGGUGCUGGAGUACUUCACGCGGCGGGUGGAUGACCCCAGCGCCGUGAAGCAGGUAGGUGGGUACCUGACGGGGCGUGGCGGAGUUGUGGGCGGAGGGGUAGAAAAAGGGAGGACGGUUCUCCAAGUUGCACUGGACUACGGCCGACUGCUGUUACAGCUCCGUCAAGCCUCCUGGGCACCCCCCGAGCUGGCGGCGCUGCUCGCGGAAACACCCACAGAACCUGCAGUUGAUAAGAUUGCCGGCAACACUUCACUGGAGCAAAACCUAGCUGAGGUCUCGCCGCUAGGCCAGCAGAAGCAGCAGCAGCUGGAGGCGGCGGGCAACAUAAUAUCGGCUAUGGUCAUAGGGUCGGUUUCGGAGGAGGUCACAGCUGCUCUGGGACCGGAGGAUGAGAACCGGCACUUAGAGACCAUGCACGAGCAGCACCGCAAGUGGCUGAUGGACAGUAAUGCCGUCAUCGUCGGCGGUGGCGGCGGCAGUAUCGACGACGCAGGAAUGGCGACGGCGGUGGAGGUGACUGAUUUGGUGGAGCAGCACCAGCACCAAGGGCAAGAGGAGGGUUCGACGUUGAUGUUCCGGUUCGACGAGCCGGCUGCGGCGACGCCGGUCGCCACCACAGCCGCUGAUGCGGACGUUGGCGAUGGCGGCGGCUGGGCGGCGACGGUAACGGAGCAGCACGAGGUGGCUCCUCAAUGCGCACCUGCAGAGGCGGCGGCGGCGGCGCUGGUGGCGACACCAAUAGACGUUGAAGGCUUUAUGGAGAAGGUUGUGGGAGAGGAGCAGCAGCAAACACAGGGAACGGUCGUCAACAUUGAGCCCCCUCCUUCGUACUCGCUGUCCGCUUCAUUCCUCUCCGCAUCCGUAGAACAACAGCAGCAGCAGCAACAACAACCUCCGCACCAGGAUUCUGCAGUCAUCCAGCUGCACCAGCACCGGCAGGAGCUUCAAUCAGAUGUGGACGAAGUAGCAGGUAUGGUGACGGUGUUGGAGAAGCCUGUGGAGGAGGCGGAGGCGGGGGCAGUAGCACCACCAGCAGCAGCAACAGAGGGGGAGGAGGGGGAGCGGCAGCAACUGCAUGACGACGACCUGGGACUAGGGGCCCAGCGCCAGGCUGCGCUGCUUGCCGAGCUGGACACACGUAGUCGGCACCUGAACAUGUUCGCGGAUGAGUCUUGGCUGCCGCCGUUGUUGGAGUUCUUCUACCAGACAGAGGACCUGGCGGCUAGGGCAGCGUUCAUGAAGGGUGCCGAGGCGCUGCAGCUGUUACUGGAGCUUCAGGGGGAUCCGGCGUUGAAGGCGGAGCGGUGGGGUCUGGUCUCGCAGGCGUUACUGCAACGACCCUUCCGGCCAGAGCAAGUGCUUGGUGCGUUGCGACUGAGUGACGAGGAACGGCAGAUGUUCAGGGCCCGUUUGGACGCCAAAGAUCUGUACGGCACAACAGACCAGCGCACCUUGCGGCAUUUGCUUGUCAGGUGCGAGCCCCCUUCCGUGUGCCGCUCAUUGAUGAGUCCGGGAGGUCUGGGGGGCCUUAUUGUGGAGCGAGUGGUGCCGCAAACAGCCCCCGAGGGCUCAACUUGGCGUAAGACGCGGAUCUCGUCACCUUGUGAUCCGCAUUCCGCCUGGCCCGACCCAUGGUUCACUGCUGCGGCACGCACCGCCGGCACGGUCACCGCCGCGUCUGAAGGGGAGCAGCCGGCGGAGGCAGUAACAGCAGGACAAGAUGUCGCCACCUCUGCUAGCGCCGUGCCCUUAUCGUACGAGGUCAAGUAUUGGUACGAGGUACAGCGCCUAAACUGGCACGGGAAAUUGGGCAACUUGGUGCUGCUGCCUGCUACUACUGCUACCGCUGCUUCUGCUACAGCCGACUAUGACGCCAAAGUGGGGCUUUGGCGGCAAGCGGGCGUCGCGUCGCGGUUGCCGGGUUUCACGGGUCCGUUGGUGGACGAGCGUGGUCGGUACGGCAGGUUCCGCUUUUGCCACGACGAGUGCCGUCAGCGCCACGCAGAUAUGUUGGAGUAUCUGAUCAACGAAUUUGAGCUCUGAAGCAUGCUGGUGAUGGCGACUGUAGCAGUGGCGGGUGGUACUGUAGCGAUAUGUGAGCGUCAGCGGCACGCCCAGCACUGUACAAUUUAAUAGUAUACCGUUGGAGAACGACAUGGCUGCAGCAACUCCAUGGGAUCGUUACCGUUGUAUCUGACCUACACUACACUAGGUCUCUUCGGCUGGCUACUGCUUGGCCAUAUCGUAUUAAUAUUUCAGCAGCAGCGGCUCCAUGCCAGCGAAGGCACUCGGGGCCAAAGCGGUUCUGAGCUGACGCGUCUGCUGGAAGAUUCCUAUCUGUGUGAUGGCGGGAGUGAGUGUUUCUUGUAUUUUUGAGGAUUUUCGGCGCGGGCGAAGGCAGCAGCAAGCUUUACAACGGCGUUUUUCCCGGUUUUACAGGGCGAUUGACGCGAGGAGAGAUGUCGGAAUUGAAGUUUUGAUCUGAAUUGUGGUUGUUCGAAGAGGGAGGCUUUAUCGUUAUCGGUGAAGUGGUUGCUGUUGUCAAGCUCUCCUGUCGCGUCGUGAACAUCAAGUGACAGUGUGCUGGUCAUGUUUUGUGCUAUAAACAUUCUGCCUAUAAGCACAUAUCAUCGGCGUUAUAACGGUGAUUAUGGGAAGAUGAGUAAGCUUGGAUAUAUGCAGCCAUUACUAGAAAAAUACCGCUAUUGUGAGUAGACGUCAUAGACAGCUACGUUAUAUACGCUACGCAUGGAAAUCUUAUGUACACGUUGCUGAAAGGAGAAGCAUCU
Molecule: messenger RNA, 4154 nt
Organism: Volvox carteri f. nagariensis
Lineage: Eukaryota; Viridiplantae; Chlorophyta; Chlorophyceae; Chlamydomonadales; Volvocaceae
Exons: 13
Coding region: 127-3408 (1093 amino acids)
Source: RefSeq, a predicted model, not a curated record